Messenger RNA from Ogataea angusta, 5832 nucleotides. RefSeq lists its product as uncharacterized. Gene Ontology annotation, biological process: chromatin organization. The record is from RefSeq and is a predicted model, not a curated record. Gene Ontology annotation, cellular component: nucleus; HIR complex. NCBI's taxonomy places the organism in Eukaryota, Fungi, Ascomycota, Pichiomycetes, Pichiales, Pichiaceae. Bases 1 to 5832 code for a protein of 1943 amino acids. The transcript is spliced from 2 exons. Gene Ontology annotation, molecular function: nucleosome binding.
AUGGUGCUGAAACGAUCGUUUUCGACUCGACUACGGUCGAAGUUUGUCAAACUGAAAAAAAGUACAGAUGAUCCCUCCGUUCCUUCAAAUGAUCCCCUUGAUCUUUGCCCCAGAGUGAGUUCGAUCGCCACCAAAUCAAACGGUGACCAAAAUUUGCCAUCACGCAUUCAAACAGAGUCCAACUCUCAACGCUCCUCAGUGUCAAAAGAUGUGGUAUUGCUGCCAUACGAUCCUGAAGAUCAAAACUCAUUGCCUUGCAGUACAGAACAACUUACCCCAAUUAUGCCCCGCUCAAGUUCGGAGUUGCUUUUAUUUCCUCUACAGUCAUCGCCUGUCAGGCACUCGUGCCAAAGAUCAGUUAAUCAGAAUAUGGGAAGUUUCAAUUCCGCCAAUACCCCAACGGUAUCCAUAUUAUCACCUACUAUAGAUUUAUUCGAUUCGGCCAUCUCAAAAACGGAAUCUAACUGCUCCUUGCCUUUGACCGAGCCUCCACCCUCUCCACAUAUAAACAACGAUAAGUCCAUUUUUGCAAAGGCAAAUCAGAUUGAUCAUUUCGACAAAACACUCGACAUGACUGAAAAUGACAAACUGGCUGAACAGAUGGCCUUAAAUAUCUUAGACAAGAUUUCAGAAGAGCAAGUUGAUGAACUUGCUUUGUUAAAGGACGAAGUGAUUCGUCCGCCUCGUCAUUCCACUUUCACGGCAAUCAACCAUGUUGAAGAUGAAGAGGAUAUUGAGGAGCACUCCCGGGAGCUACAGAUUGAGCUUGGGUUCAAAUUAUUCGAAGAGGCUCUAAAUGCUCAAAAGCAAGGUAAUUAUGACGAGGCCAAUGCUAAGUACCAGGAACUUUUUGGUAUGGAAGUUUUGACUACCAGAAAUCCAACAAAUAAUCCCGCUAUUGAAACACUCAAAUACCUUUGCCUCCGCAAUCGUGGUGUUUUGAAGCUCGCGCAAAUUAAAAAGGGACUCGAUGGUGACGAUCAGUCGAAUAUCCUUGAACUUUUCAAGGAUGCUGUUGAUGACUUGGCCUCAGCUCUGUGUCAUGGUAAAGGCGAUCUGAAACUGAUAGAGCUUUUAAUUCAGAUUUUCAAGCGUUUGAAGACCAAGAAGCUGAGCCGAUUUGCAUACGAGUACGAAUUGCUCAAGAAUGAACACGCUGCCCCUACACAACAGCAUGCUGGUUCUGCAAACACUGAAGAAGACGACAUCCAGUACGAUUUGAGCCGUCCUGGCCAUUUGCUACCUAAUCAACUCAGCCUUCUGCGCGGUUACAAAGAAUUUCUCGAGGAAAUGGGCGUUGAGUCCGCUUCUUCUCAACUGCUGGUACAUAUUGAAAACAGAGCUUCUCCACGCAAACAGGUUGCCAUGGAUGUUUUCCCGACCGCCGAGCAGUUCAAAGCCUUCAAUCAAGAGGAGCCAGAUUGGUAUUCUGUCACCCUGCCCUGUCGCGGUAAUUCGGUAGCAUUAGAUGAGCUCUUGAGGAAACUUAACGAGCUCUUACCCAAAAAGGGACGAUCAAAAAUAUAUGAUAGCUAUAUUCUUACUGAGCGUCCCAUUGAGGGGGUUAAUUUCGAGCUGGUGGAGACAAGGGACAAUCAUGAAGAAUUGGAACCUAGAGCAGAGGACGAUACAGAAGAGAAUGAGGUGGUAGGUGUGCCUGACGAUGAAGAUAUAGGCUCACCGUACAGGCUAAGCUUACCUCCUGCUGAAAAUUCACAGCAAGAAAAAGAGGACAUAAAAGAAACACAUCAGAAGGGGGCAAUUCCUGGUGCUAAUCCUCCUGUAACGAAGCGACAAACAAGAGCUAAUAAGGAGGCUGAAGUGAGCGAGCUUAGUAACGAAACUUUUGAAUCACAAUUCUUGUUUCUGGAACAGACUUUACCACAAUACUUGCUGUAUUGUGGUGUCAUUGUGGAUGGAUCAGGCAAAUUAACGGAGGCAUUUCUUCCUAAUGCCCAGUCACAAAGUGAUCUCCAAGAACACUAUGAUUUAGCUCAUAUAUUCAACCAGUGGAGUAAAGAGGACACAGAAACACUUUUUGUGAAACUCGAAGAUGGCCAUAGCAAUGAAGAGAGCAAAGAAGCUUCAGUGAAAGAAAUCCUCAGUUCGCUGAGCAAAGAAACGCUAGAGGAGAGAAGAUCAUUUCAGGAGUUAGAUGAUGGCGGGUUGAAAAAUGUGAUAUUAUCUAUGACCGGGACUCGCUUGCAGUUCAAUCAGAUCCGACUAUCAAUACUGGAUUAUUUAUUCUCAGUCAGGGAGUUGGGGGGGACACUUGUUACAGACGGGUUUGUGAGUGCAGAUUCCUUGAAGCAGCUGCGUUUGUUCACCGAUGCUGUUGGUUUGUAUGUUUAUCGACAAUUGAGCAACAGUCUGUUGGAAGAUGGGCCAACGGAUGUCAGAGGUUUGUCAUUUGGUGUUUCAACUCUUGAAAUUCUGGUCGACUAUUUCGUAUCUUUGAAAGUGGAUCGAAAACUCAAAAAGUUUGGAACUAAAGCGUUAUAUAACGAAAUAGUCCAGACAGAACAGAUUACAUCACGAAGGAUUGAGCGCUGGAUUGCGAUCCUGAAUGAUUACUUUGAGAACAUGGAUAUGAAUACUGUAUGCUCGCAGCUAUGGCUCAGAACAAAAUGGUGUCAAAUGUGCUUUCUGCAACACCUUUCCACUUUUGACUCUGAAGUGCUGUCCACGAUUUUGACCACCAUGGCCAACACUUCCAAAUCUGUACACUUUGACGUUUUGAUGGUCAACUUCCCCAAUGUCCCACGAUUGAAUAGGUUGAACAUAGAAGUCCAGCUUUCAAAAAUGAAAAUAUUCAAAACUUUUACUGAAAGUGAUGCUUCCAAUGAAAUUCUUGAAAGGAUCCUAGUUGAUGACGAUGAAAGAAAGUCUACAUAUAAUGAGGAGGAAAAAGAGAUGGAUGACUUCAUCAGCAGAUCACCCUUCGAGCUCAAGAUGCGUUUAUGGAGUAUGCUUUUCAGAUUUUAUCGUGAAGCAAAGCUUACGGACAAAUUUUUGCGAGGUUUUGAACGAGUGCUACAGAUAAUGCUGAUGGAAGUCGAGGGAGAAAACUUCACCGAAAAGACAUACUUCCAACGCAAGCAAUUGCUGCUUAAGAUACUCGGGUUUUUCGAUCUAUUUGCAAAGGAUCUUGUCAACAUCGGGGUCGAAAAACGAUGGGAUUUGCAACUGUCCAACACAAAGAACGUUCUUCAUAUAUUGGCAAAGUUUUCAAGACUCGCUUAUAUCUUCCUGCUCCACGAAGAUAGUGCGCAGCUUUCUAAUACUCGGAUUUCAAUCAGGACAAAAUCCAAAAUGGCUUACAAGAAGCUAGCGGAUAUUGCUGUUGUCAGCUUCACACUCCUUGGCCUCUACUAUUCCAGCAGUUUGAUAGAUCGAAAACCGGAGUACCUCAAUGACUUCUACGCCAUAUUGCACGAACAACUCGGGCUUCGUCAUAUAUGCAAUGGAUACAAUAGCGUGUUCCUGGACUUUGUUGAGAAGAGGCUGGUGGAUCUGGAUUGGGAGCAAUCUGAUAACGACUUUUUCCAGACCUUAAAAUGUCAUUACGGAAUCAAUAUAUCGACCGAUAGUUUCAGCACUUUCGAUCACGGAGCCGAGCCAGGGACGAUGGAAAGGGUCAAUGCAAUUACAGUUAACAAAUACAUGAUGAAAUAUUGCUACAAGCGCAAGCAUCCGAUUUUCAAUGUUCCCAAGGCAGACAUCAAAAAUGUUCUAGACAUGAUCUAUGAUGUUCUAGGAGAUCCUGAGCCGGACAACUACUCUGUCUCAAACAAUAUGGAGACUUUAACAGAGUACCUAGAGACCAGGUCUUUGGACACGCGUCUAAUGAGAUUGUCGUUUUAUGGUUUGUUGUCCAUUCCUUUCGAGGAGCCAUUAGUUGAGAAUGAAACAGAUAAUUUAGCAGAUGGGGUUUAUUUCAUGCAGGGAUUACUUGCCUUGACGUUAUUCAAAAUUCGCAAAAGGACCAUGCAAGGACGCUCGGCUGAGCUCGACUUUGUCAUUAAAAUGUUUGAGUAUGACAUUGCAUCUGGCUCAUACAGGUUUGAGUCGUGGCUUCUCUUAGCACAAGCCUAUUCUUAUCUGGUGGAAGAUGAUAUCAUCUGGACUUCUGACAAGCUCAACAACGUGGAUAAGAAACGCAACACCGCUAUGUUGCAACGCAAGUCGUUGCUCUGCUACUUCAUGUCAAUCAGUUUGUUCACGGGACUCAGUACUGAGAGGCAGAAGGAACUCACUCCGGUUGCUACAAUGUUAUGGACCUCUCUGGGGAAAGAACUGUAUAAUGCUAUGAUGAGUCCUAUGGAAAGGCUGGCAUUGAACGUUGAUUCUGAUACCGAAACAAAUCACAUUGAAAACUCGAGCACAUUGUCACCUAUUCUUCAUCUACCUCUCAAUGUCACAGUGUACAGAGUCUUGGAAAUCUGUUUUCGUCAGGCUUGUAAUUUGAACCCGAAAGAUUGGUACAGCCAUUUUUAUCUCGCAAAGUCGCAAUCCAAACUUAGAGGAAAGAAUCGCUACAAAGUUGUUACCAAGAGUCUGCUUUCAGCCUGCGAUCUUGCUUUAAAGGCAAGCGACCGUGAUGAUCAUAUUGUUGAGCCUCAUUAUUUUCUAUGCUCUUUGACCUACAAGUCAGUAAUGCAUGGGGACGUAUCUCUCGAGGAGGGACUAAACGUUCUAAAAAGCGAUUCCCUGUUCCAGGAGUGCUUAUGUGAAGCAUCAAAUUUGGACCAGUUUGGCAAAAUGAUAAUAGGUCUUCUUCAAAGAUGCAUAUCCUACGAUAGGAAGAAUUGGCAGCAUAGGCCUAAGUAUCGCAUCGCCAGGAUCUACAUUGAUCAAUAUAAUGACCUGGAGGCCGCCAAAAAUGAAAUGCUCUCUAUUAUCAAUCUUAAGUCUACAGUGCGAAAUCUCAGCAAUAUAUGGAAGCCGGAAAAUGAGCGACCUGGAAAGCAUUUUGUCUACAAUUACAGCUACAUUGUCUUUUUCGUUGAGCUUUUGGAUCGCUCAAAGGACGUUCACUCUUUAUUCCAGCUUAUCAAAAAAUUGAGGAAAUUGGGCUCGAGCAUGAUUGACCAGAUCAAGGUUUUUGACCUUGCAGUUGCAAAGACAUGCGCUAUCAUCAAAGAGGUGGUGAAUGUUGUGCCAGGAUUUCUGGACGAUGUAUUGUCAAAGCUUGUGUAUGCUGAUUUUGUGGCAAAGAGCAAAGAAUUUGUGCAAAUGAUGAAAGAAAAGGAAAGCUUCACAGAUGAAGAGAAGCUGAUUUUGUACUUUUUAUUUGAAGUUGGAGAGUUUAGACGCAUGGCCAAUGGAUUUGCUGCAACAGGUGUGAUAGAUGAAUGUUUCCAUACCUUAUUUCUGAUACUUUUCACACGCUUUGAGGAUUGCGCUACCAAAACCUUUAGUCCCGAGCAUGAAAAAUCCUCGCAGGUUGAAUUCGUGGGAGGUAAAAGCAAGCCCGGCCAGCCCUCGACCCCUAAUCGUGAAAAAACCAAGGUGGCAAGAAGAGAUAUCACUCCCUUUUGUAUUCAGACGAUUAGUGCUGUGAGCAAGCUACUGGAUUCAAUUAAGCGAGAACAUGGCGAGGGAAAUUUGCUUAGUUAUACAAUAGACGAUAAGAUCAAGAGUCCAGAAACAAAUAAAAUUUCAAGCAACCCUCAUGGCGACGCAAGCGAAAAGACCACCCGGACUCCCACAACGAACUACCAAGAAUUGAAAUUAGAGCCAGCAAUCGAAUUCAGCGGAAAGCGAGCAUCAGACAAUGAAGAUUCGACUCAGCAAGCCAAAAAACCAAAACUCGAUGACGGAACUCAAUGA